Messenger RNA from Syngnathus typhle (broad-nosed pipefish), 3182 nucleotides. It is a transcript of the gene edaradd, whose product is annotated as EDAR-associated death domain. NCBI's taxonomy places the organism in Eukaryota, Metazoa, Chordata, Actinopteri, Syngnathiformes, Syngnathidae. The transcript has 5 exons. The record is from RefSeq and is a predicted model, not a curated record. Gene Ontology annotation, biological process: signal transduction. The coding region runs from base 109 to 792 and encodes 227 amino acids. Gene Ontology annotation, molecular function: protein binding.
GGCGGGCGGGCGGGCGGGCGGGCAGGCAGGCAGGCAGGCAGGCAGGCAGGCAGGCAGGCAGGCAGGCAGGCAGGCAGGCAGGCAGCAACCAACAACUUUCAACUGGAGAUGGCUUCAAGAAUGAGCACUUUGAAAGCAUGCAAAGAACCAUUUGCAGAAAGAAUCAUCUCAGAGCCGGUGGAGGACACGGACACCACCACCACCACCACCACCACCGGCACCGGCACCUUUGUGGCUCAGUUUUCUUUAGAAGCCAAUCACCCGGUGCAAGUGACUGAUCCUAACGAUGCUGUGACACUCCACCUGAGCUCCAUGCCCUCUGGAUACUUGAAGCCCCCGGACAGAAUACGGCAGCCGGUCAAAGAAUGUACCUGCCCGACGCCGACGUCAGCGGGUACGGAGCAGCCCAAAGAAGUCCAAUUAGAGCUCAAGAUCCCUUGUGAAAGGUGCUGGCUUCCUGCACCACCUCCCAAGAUCAGCGACCUCCUGAAUGACAAAGAUCUUCUGGACUCAUUGCGACUCAAGCUGGACCCCAACCACUGCGCUGUGAAAAACUGGAAGAACUUUGCCAGCCGCUGGGGGAUGAGCUACGACGAGCUGGCCCUGCUGGAGUACCGGACCCAAGGCUCUCUGUCCCACAGCCCCACCCAGGAGUUCCUGCUGCGUUACAACCAGAAAGCGGUCAGCGAGCUCAGUGAACUGUGUCGCUUUUACCAGCGGAUGGACGUGCUGCGAUUGUUGCAGAGCUGGAUGGAAAAGGAUUGGCCGUCACGCUGGCAGCAAUCUCAUUGAUUUCCUUUGGCGCUGCCCGUUUGUUCUUUCUCAGACGCCGCCCUUUUUUAGGGGUGCCGCGACAACCGAGUGAUCCAAAGCUUUCUCUUUCCCAACCCUGUCAAUUGUUUACAAUGUGAUGGGUAGAGAGUUCAUUGUCCCAAGAGUCACAAUAUUGUUCCAAACAAGCAUCUGCCUACUGAAAACAAGAUUGUGCACGGAUGGAUCUUUUCAUAUAUACUGCUCUUUUUAUUCAAUCACAUGCAUUCACAGUUACUUCAUUAAAAGGACAAUGUUACUUGUUGAAAGGGAAAGCGUUAAGUGUCCAAAAAGGCAGUACGCAAGGAAAGUAGAUCACAUUUGUCGAUCAAUCUUUGACAACAGAUACAAAUCCAGACACACUGUAUAUAAUAAAUAUAAGAGGGAUAUGCACAUGGUUUUGAGAAAGAGCCGUUUUCAUUUCAAUGGGAAUUCUACACCUCAAGUCCCAGCAUGUUGGAGAGGCCUAACGAUACUUUGUCACUUUCGUCGGCUUCGUGGGCGAGCCUCGGAGGCUGGAUCAAGCCCAGCGGGCACUGCGGCUUUUCCACUUCCAAAGUCCCUCCUGGAGGGACAAAACCGGAGUCGACCGCAUCUCCAGAGGCACGGAGAGCCUGCAGGCUGGCGCUUUUCUCCUCUGUCGGUGAGGUGUUGGACGACGGGGCUUUCUCCAUUGCCAUUCUCAACCUCUCCAUGACGUCUACCCUUUCUCCAUUUGUCGACGGUGCGUUCCGGACCGCUAAACGGAUCCCUUUGCUGACAAUAUAAUCCUUGGCCUCGUGGUCAGAUCGUGACAGGUGAAAGAUAUCUGGAGUUUCUUUCUUGCUCUCAAUGCAAUUUCUGGGCAAAGUGUGCAAUCGGAAUUUGGGAGCGUCCGCUUCAGCGUUGCUUUCGUGCUCCGUCUCCAGCGAGUUGGAUCGAAAUGCCCAUUUGAAGGGCCACUUAAAUUUACUUUUGGGAGAACCUUGGAUUGCACCAUCUCCAGCUCUGAUUGCUAUGUCAGGACUGUCGGUGCUCAUUUCAGGGGAAGACAUUUCGCCGUCAAGCGACGACAGCUUUGGACUGACGCUUGUACUUUUGGAUCCUGAGAAAUUUAGUUUUGGAACCUUAAAAUGUGGUAAUUUGGGUUUCUCAAGACCCGUGUCUACCUUUGGAGCUUCCACAUCUAUUUCUGCUCCUUUUAUCUUCCCUUCAACCUUUGGAGCACUUAAAUCUACCGUGUUUGCAUCUGCUUUCGGCGUACCGAUGUCCACCCGGGGUGUGUCCAGUCCAGCCUGAAGUGAGGGAUGAACACUGGGAAGUUCAACUCCAGGGCUUGAAAGGUCCAGCUUUGGAAGCUUAUAGUGAGGCAAGGUAAAGUCCGCUCUGUGGGAAUCCAAGCCUACGACUGGGCUUUUCAACUGCGCAUCCGGGCCUUUAAGCUCUGCACUCGGCAAGUCCAUACCCACAUCUGGUACGUGACCGUUGAGCUCGACAUCAGGUGCGUCCAAGGUAGCCUUUGGCAAUUUGGUGCCAACGUUGGCCACAUGGACAUUUCCAAGGCUCAGGUCCGGCUCUUUCACCUCGGCAUCGGGUACCGUAGGCAGAUGCAGACUGGGUCCCUUAACAUCUGCUUGGGGCAGGUUCAUGUCCAGCCCUGAGUUUGUAAUUUGAGGGCCAGAAAGAUUCAAUCGUGGUAAUCCCAAAUCAGCAUUGGCUAUAUGUGCACCAUUUAAAUCCAUUUUAGGGAGACUUACAUUUGGAGCAGCAAAGCCACCGGCAAUGUUGGGAGCAGAAAUAUUCAAGUCUUCUGUAUCUAGAGCAAUAGGAGCCAUGUGGAGUUGUGGAGCCUUGACAUUCGCAUCAAUAUCAACAUCGGGCUUUCCGACCUUUGACAAUGUCGGCAAUUUCAGUUUGGGAAACUUGAAAUGCCCGCUCGAAAGUUCUGGAGACUGCAGAUUGACAUCGGAUGUAUCAAGACUACCUCCGAGCUUUGGUGUUGACAAGGACACAUCAGGUGCAUUUAAAUCGACUUUGGGCGUAUCCACGUCUAAAUUAGGAACAUCAACAUUGGCAUCAAUAUUUGAGGAGCCUUUGACUUUUGGCCAUUUGGGCAUUUUUAUUUUUGGGAACUUCACUUUGCCAUCAAUCGGGUCAAUGUUUGGAGCGGACGUGUGGAGAUCUAAAUCAGGGCCGCUGAUGUUAGCCUUUGGCGUGCUGAAAUCGAGGUCCGGAGCUCGAACGUUUGGCGAAAGAUCCACAUCCGGUGUCGUUAAAUUGACAUCGGGUGUCUUGAGCUCCACAUCCGGCACCUUGAUCUCACUGUCGACAUCAGAUUUUAGACCCAUCAGCGUACCAAACUUGGGUUUCUUGAUCCAUUUGAAUUUUCCAGA